Molecule: messenger RNA, 1422 nt
Organism: Penicillium angulare
Lineage: Eukaryota; Fungi; Ascomycota; Eurotiomycetes; Eurotiales; Aspergillaceae
Product: Retinal dehydrogenase 1
Exons: 5
Coding region: 1-1422 (473 amino acids)
Molecular function (GO): aldehyde dehydrogenase (NAD+) activity
Source: RefSeq, a predicted model, not a curated record
AUGUCAACUAUUACUCAAAACCCCAAAAGCAAGUCUUUCGAGACUAGACUCUUCGUCAAUGGCAAGUUUGUCGAAGCCUCUGAUGGGGGUAAAUUCCCUUUGAGUUCCCCUGCUACGGGCGAAAAGUUCACCGAAGUAUCUGAAGCAACCGAAGAUGACACAAAUGCAGCAGUUGCUGCUGCUAAGGCUGCAUUCCCAGCUUGGUCUGCUCUGUCACCAAAGGAGAGAGGCCUCUAUCUCAAGAAACUGGGAGUUCUUAUCACAGAGUCCCACGAUGAACUCGCAGAACUUGAAGCAUUGUCAAUGGGUCGCCCUGUUUCUGCUUACUUUGAAUCACGGGUAGCAGCCAAUGACUUGGAUCAUUACUCUGAGGCCGGUUAUCAAGUCCUUGGAACAUCGAGUGUGAAUAAUCCAGGAUUCGUGAAUAUGACCCUGAGACAGCCGUAUGGCGUUGUUGCGGGAAUUAUCCCAUGGAAUGUACCGCUUCUAUUCUUGAUCUCGAAAUCUGCCCCCGCUUUGAUGGCAGGUAACACUGUUGUUAUCAAAAGUAGCGAGAAGGCGCCAUUGACUUCUGCAAAGGUAGCUACAUUGAUUGAAAAGGUCGGCUUUCCACCCGGUGUCUUCAAUAUUAUCUCAGGCCAUGGCCACAUCUCUGGAAGCGUACUCUCUCACCAUAUGGAUGUCCGUGUCGCAGCUGCCAAGUCCAACCUGAAGAAUGUUUUCUUAGAACUAGGAGGAAAAUCGCCAGCCAUCAUCUUUCCGGACUGUAACCUCGAUAAAGCCGUUCAGCAAACCAAGUUCUCCAUCCAGUUCAACAGCGGACAAGCCUGCAUGGCCAACUCCAGAAUCUACGUCCAUGAAUCUAUCGCCGACACAUUCCUGGAAAAGUUCCAAAUGGCCUUUGUUGUUGAAAGCGGAGAUCCAUUGUUACCAGACACCAAUCACGGUCCACAAGCUGAUGAGAUUCAAUUCAAUCAAAUCCAAAGAUACAUCCAGGAAGGAAAGAAGGUGGCUAAAAUGAGUCUUGGAGGGGAGCCAUCGAAGCACAAAAAUGGAUACUUUGUUCAGCCGACUGUCUUUGUGAAUACGCCGGAGAAUGCUACGAUUAUGAAAGAAGAAAUUUUCGGCCCAGUCGUUAGCAUCAAUAUCUUCUCCACAGAGGAUGAAGUUGUUGCUAAGGCUAAUAAUACCGAAUAUGGUCUUUAUGCCGCGGUUUACACGAAGGAUAUCAGCUGUGCUAUGCGUAUGGCCAAGAAAUUGGAGGCAGGAAGUGUUGGUGUUAACUGUACAAGUCCAACCAAUUUCCCUGAUAUGCCGUUCGGUGGAUACAAGGCUAGUGGAAUCGGGCGUGAGGGAUGGAAUUCCAGUCUGGGAAACUUUCUGGAAACAAAGAGUGUCAUGGUUCAGUUGGAUGACGAAUAG